CUCUUAAUUCUAGUUUUUGUUUAUUUUGUUAAAUUACUUCAGCUAUGAGAAGUGUAACUGCUAAUACAAAUGUUAGAAAGAACAUCAAAAUUUUACAAAAGAAUUUCUCUUUCCGGUUAAUUCUCUGUGCAACCCAUCAUUACAUCCUUCUCUACAUUUUUUUCUUCUAAAAUUUCAUCUACAUCCUCCACCACCUAUCGAUUCACAAUAUAGAUAAUCGAUGUAUCAAUAAACAAGCUUCCUUGUCCCAUGUUUCAUAUCUACUGGAACUGAAAUCCCAGUCUCCUAUCCCACUUAUGAACUCAAUUCGAUUCAAGAUUCUGGUUCCCAGAACUACAACGCCAACACCCAAACACUUAACCAUAGCCCCUUCCCAUCUCAAUCUCGCUUCGACUGCCAUUAUUGAAACCAACCCAUCGUUUCCAUAUCCAAACGUUGAAGACCCAGCCAAGACAUUGCCUAAUCUAUUGUCCAAUUGCACCACCCUUCUCCACUUGGACCAACUUUAUGCCUGCAUCAUUCAAACCCGACUUCUCGAUUGUUACUCCUCGCCGUUUCAUUGGAACAACGUUAUCCGAUCUUACACCAGGUUCAAUGCUCCCGUUAAAGCACUUCACAUCUACAUUGCCAUGUCGAGAACUGGACUCCUCCCUGAUCGUUAUACUCUCCCCCUUGUCGUGAAGGCUACCUGUCAGUGUUUCGCUAUUGACAUCGGCCGUCAACUACAUUCCGUGGCUGUGAAGAUUGGGUUAGAGUUGAAUGAGUUUUGCGAGAGUGGGUUUAUAAGCCUUUAUGCAAAGGCGGGACAGUUUAACAAUGCGAGGAAGGUGUUUGAUGAAAAUCCCGAUAGGAAAUUGGGUUCUUGGAAUGCUUUAAUAGCUGGACUUGCUCAAACUGGGCGUGCUAAAGAAGCGAUUCAUAUGUUUUUGGAGCUGAAAAAAAAUGGGUUUUUGCCUGAUGAUGUGACUAUGGUUAGUGUGACAUCGUCUUGUGGUAGUUUAGGGGAUUUUGAGUUAGCUCUUCAGUUACACAAAUGUGUAUUCCAAGCUAAACGCUUAGAAAAAUCCGAUAUUUUGAUGUUGAAUUCGGUUAUUGAUAUGUAUGGGAAGUGUGGUAGGAUGGAUUUAGCUUAUUUAGUUUUUUCAAGGAUGAAGGAAAAAAAUGUUUCUUCUUGGACGUCUAUGAUUGUUGGCUACGCAAUGCAUGGUCAUGUUAAGGAAGCUCUUCGUUGUUUCCUUUGCAUGAGAGAGUCCGGGGUGAGACCUAACUAUGUUACAUUUGUUGGGGUUUUAAGUGCUUGUGUGCAUGGUGGGAAAGUAGAGGAAGGGAAAUUUUACUUUGAUAUGAUGAAGAAUAGUUAUGGGAUAAAGCCAAAUUUGCAGCAUUAUGGGUGCAUGGCAGAUCUGCUUGGUCGAGCCGGGUUGCUUGAGGAAGCAAGGAAGAUGGUGGAAGAGAUGCCUAUGAAGGCAAAUGUAGUGAUAUGGGGGAGUUUGAUUGGUGCAUGUGAGAAAUUCGGGAAUGUGGAGAUUGGGGAGUGGGUGGCUAAGCAUUUACAAGAAUUGGAACCUUGGAAUGAUGGGGUUUAUGUUGUAUUGUCUAAUAUCUAUGCUAGUAAUGGUUUGUGGGAAGAUGUUGAGAGGGUUAGAAGGAUCAUGAAGCAAAUGAAACUUGCCAAGACUCCUGGUUAUAGCUUGGCAACAACUUAGAAUUGAGUUUAGUUUGUUCCAAUUACUUUGCUAAUUAUUGAUUUCUAUACUGUUACAUUUCAUGUAAGCUAGUUUUCUUCAAGCAAAGAGACUAGGUUUUUAUCAAUUCAUACAACAAUAUUAAGGGAGCAUUGCCACUUUCAAGGAUUAUUCAUUUAAUGCAUUUGGAUCGGAUCAUCUUACAGUACUUGCAAGAA
Messenger RNA from Gossypium arboreum, 1903 nucleotides. RefSeq names its product pentatricopeptide repeat-containing protein At1g77170, mitochondrial. Lineage: Eukaryota; Viridiplantae; Streptophyta; Magnoliopsida; Malvales; Malvaceae. Gene Ontology annotation, molecular function: RNA binding; protein binding. The record is from RefSeq and is a predicted model, not a curated record. The coding region runs from base 297 to 1706 and encodes 469 amino acids. The transcript has a single exon. Gene Ontology annotation, biological process: RNA modification.